Molecule: messenger RNA, 345 nt
Organism: Durusdinium trenchii
Lineage: Eukaryota; Dinophyceae; Suessiales; Symbiodiniaceae
Source: the annotation of a GenBank genome assembly
AUGAACACCAUCAAGGUCAAGCGACACGUGUACAACGCGCGUGGUGGUGCCCCACCCUACCGGGGCUACCACUUGGUCGCGACCGAUGAGGUUGAACUUCUACCUGGAAAGAAGCUCUCUGACCAGUUUGGGAAGAUCAUACCGGACGAUGGCUAUCCCGCCCCCGGCCACUUCGCGCCCCGGGCCGUCGCCUUCCAAUCGACGCCCAGCGCACAAGCGCCCAGGAAGUGGGAAGGGGGCAUGAACGAGGUGGAGGUGGAUGGCAAUAGCACUCCUGAGGAGACCUUUGGCGUGGAUGGGGAAGUGGAGCUAGCAGUCUUGAUCCCCAUGAGAGGGUUUGAUUAG